This is a messenger RNA of Aureococcus anophagefferens, 720 nucleotides long. RefSeq lists its product as hypothetical. Gene Ontology annotation, molecular function: hypoxanthine phosphoribosyltransferase activity; magnesium ion binding. The transcript has a single exon. The record is from RefSeq and is a predicted model, not a curated record. Lineage: Eukaryota; Pelagophyceae; Pelagomonadales; Pelagomonadaceae. The coding region runs from base 1 to 720 and encodes 239 amino acids. Gene Ontology annotation, biological process: purine ribonucleoside salvage; GMP salvage; IMP salvage.
AUGUUCGCGUCCGCGCGUCGCCUGCUGUCCGUCGGCGUGCCCGCCGCCGCGGCCUCCGUGCUCGCCUCGAACCGCGCCGCCUGCGACGAGUCGCGCCUCGCGGCGCUCGAGCGGCGCGUCGCCGCGCUGGAGCAGCCGGCGCGCGCCAACAGCCGGAGCGAUGGCGUCGCGAGCUCCUGGGCCAAGGCCGUGCUCUCGCCCGACGUGCUCUUCAGCGAGCGCGACCUCGAGACGAUGAUCGACUCGCUCGCGGCGCAGAUCACGCGCGACUACGGCGACGAGGAGCUCGUCGUCGUCGGCCUCCUCGACGGCGUCUUCAUGUUCCUCGCGGACCUCUCGCGCAAGAUCGACACGCCGCACACCGUCGACUUCAUCGCCGCGUCGUCCUACGGGCUAGGCACCGUGAGCAGCGGCAACGUGAAGAUCAAGAAGGACUCGUCGUUCCCGCUCGCGGGCAAGCACGUGCUCAUCGUCGACGAGAUGUGCGACUCGGGCCGCACGAUGGCCUCGCUCAAGGAGCUCAUGAAGCAGCGCCAGGUCAAGUCCGUCAAGACCUGCGUGCUCCUCGACAAGGUCUCGCGGCGCACGGAGGACAUCCGCCCGGAUUACGUCGGCGCCGUCUGCCCGGACGAGUUCGUCGUCGGCUACGGCAUGGACUGGGGCGGCAAGUACCGCUCCCUGCCCUUCGUCGGCGUCGUGCGCAAGGAGCUCUACAGCUAG